GAGUAGAGGCACUGUAAGAGUAUCUCUCAGGGUAGCUAGUAGGCUUCUGCCAUAGUGGCUGACUUAAUGACUGAGUGAGAGAAUGACAGAGGAGGAGUGGACUCUCUCUCUUCUUCUCUCUCUCUCUCUCUCUGCAGAAUUCGUCCAGUCCCUUCUGGCAGGCGAUCGGAACGGGAACAGCUUUUCUGUGAUUCAGGAUACACACACAAAGCAUUCUGGACACUGUCAGCUAAUGCUCUGGGAAGGGAAAUAUGUGGACAGUUUAUUGAGUGAAGUUGGAGUGUUUUUGUGAAGUUGGGAGAAGAGGUACAUUGAGUGAGUGAAAUUAAAGUGAACUUGGGACAGUGUGAUAGUUGGACUGGCUUUGUCCUGAUUGUUUGGAAGGACUAUGGCAGGGGCAGGCAUUACCAGGAAGGGUUCUGGAAGACCCUCGUACUACUACAGGUUUCUGGGACGCACUCGUCUCCAACGGCAGCGCAGCAGGUCCCGCAGCCGCAGCAGACCAGCAGCCAGCAGGGGAUCUCCCCCUGAGAGAACAGGCCGCAGACGGAGUAUGCCCGGUAGCACCCCGGACAAGACCAUACCACCCAUGGAACCUGCCGCCGCAGCCACGCCCUUCAGAGUCACCGGCUUUCUGAGUCGGAGGCUGAAGGGUUCUAUAAAGCGUACUAAGAGCCAGCCCAAACUGGACCGUAACUCCAGCUUCAGACACAUCCUGCCUGGAUUCAGGAGUGUGGACAAUGAGAGUUCUAAUCUGAUGCCGAGGCUGAAGGAGUCUCGCAGCCACGAGUCGUUGCUCAGCCCCAGUAGUGCUGUGGAGGCCGUGGACCUCAGCAUGGAGGACGAGGUGCUCAUCAAACCUGUUCACAGCUCCAUCCUCGGACAGGACUACUGCUUCCAGGUCACCACCUCAACAGGAAGUAAAUGUUUCUCCUGUCGAUCUUCAUCAGAGAGGGACAAGUGGAUGGAGAACCUGAGGAGAGCCGUCCACCCCAACAAGGACAACAGCCGUCGGGUGGAGAACAUGCUGAAGCUGUGGAUCAUCGAAGCCAAGGACAUUCCGGCCAAGAAGAAGUACUUCUGCGAGUUGUGUCUGGACGACACCCUGUAUGCCCGCACCACCUGCAAGCUCAAGACCGACAACGUCUUCUGGGGCGAGCACUUUGAGUUCAACAACCUCCCGGCUGCCAAGAGCAUCACGGUCCACCUCUACAAGGACUCGGACAAGAAAAAGAAAAAAGACAAGAACAAUUACAUCGGACUGGUCAACAUCCCAGUCGCCGCGGUGACGGGAAGGCAGUUCAUGGAGAAGUGGUACCCGGUAAGCACUCCGACGCCUAACAAGGGAAAGACGUCAGGGCCCAUGAUUCGGAUCAAGGCCCGCUACCAGAGCAUGAACAUCCUGCCUAUGGAGAUGUAUAAGGAGUUUGCAGAGUACACCACCAAUAACUACAUGUUGCUGUGCUCCGUGCUGGAGCCUGGCAUCAGUGUGAAGAACAAGGAGGAGAUGGCUUCUGCCCUGGUCCACAUUCUACAGAGCACCGGCAAGGCCAAGGACUUCCUGACAGACCUGAUGAUGUCAGAGGUGGAUCGAUGUGGGGAGAACGAGCACCUGAUCUUCCGAGAGAACACGCUGGCCACCAAGGCUAUAGAGGAGUACCUCAAACUAGUGGGGCAGAAGUACCUACAGGAUGCACUCGGUGAGUUUAUCAAGGCGUUGUAUGAGUCAGAUGAGAACUGUGAGGUGGACCCGUCCAAGUGUUCGUCCAAUGACCUGCAGGAGCACCAGAGCAACCUGAAGAUGUGCUGUGAGCUGGCCUUCUGCAAGAUCAUAAACUCCUACUGUGUGUUUCCACGGGAACUCAAGGAGGUGUUUGCAUCGUGGCGACAGGAGUGCAGUAGCCGGGGGCGACCGGACAUCAGCGAGCGUCUGAUCAGCGCGUCUCUGUUCCUGCGUUUCCUGUGUCCGGCCGUUAUGUCCCCGUCGCUUUUCAACCUGAUGCAGGAAUACCCUGAUGACCGCACCGCACGCACACUCACACUCAUCGCCAAGGUCACACAGAACCUGGCCAACUUCGCCAAGUUUGGCAGUAAGGAGGAGUACAUGUCCUUCAUGAACCAGUUCCUAGAACAUGAGUGGACCAACAUGCAGCGCUUCCUGCUGGAGAUCUCUAACCCAGAGACCAUCUCUAACACUGCAGGGUUCGAAGGUUACAUAGACCUGGGACGGGAGCUGUCCACCCUGCACAACCUGCUGUCAGAGGUCGUCUCUACCAUGGACCAGAGCUCCGCCUCCAAGCUAGGCCCCCUACCCAGGAUCCUCCGGGAGGUGAACACAGCGCUGAACAACCCGUCCAGCAUGACCAUGAGCAUGACCCCUCCGUCCUCCUCUGACUGUAUGGGGUCACCGCCCAAUGCCGGGGCAGGCUGCAGCAUCUCCACCGGCCUACAGAAGAUGGUCAUCGACAAUGACCUUUCAGGGUUGGUGGACUUUACCCGGUUACCCUCCCCCACCCCGGAGAACAAGGAACUCUUCUUUGUCACCAGGAACGCUGGGAUCCAGCCCACCCCGGCCCGCAGCUCUAGCUACUCUGAAUCCAAUGAGCCCGACCUGGGCAUAGCCAACGGCAGCAAGAGCCUGUCCAUGGUGGACCUCCAGGACCCCCACAGCUUAGAGAGGGGCCCAGGCCCUGGCCCGACAGACGGCCUGGGAGAGGGCAUCGUUCCCGGGGGAGUGUGGUCGGCCCGAACCCCCCAGGGGAACAUCACUGGAGGUCCUACUCUGAGAAGGCCCGUCCAGACCCCCACCACCCCCGGAUCGGAGAGCGCCCCAGGCAGACCUGCUCAGCUUCUAGCCCCCCUGUCCUUCCAGAACCCUGUCUACCAGAUGGCGGCAGGGCUGCCCUUGUCGCCGCGGGGCCUGGUCGACUCGGGUUCUGAGGGCCACAGCUCCCACAGUUCCCAUAGCAACAAUGAGGAUGGGCCAGGAGGAGGAGGGGGGAUACACAACUCCUUCCUGAACCACGGAGUAGGAGGUGGGGGGAGCAGCGUGGAGGAGUAUGCCCGUCGUUCGGGGGAGUUCAUACACGCGAGGCAGCUGUCACUCACAGAGGCCCAGCACCAGCCCACCGUGCCCAGACAGAAUAGCGCCGGCCCCCAGCGCAGGAUAGACCAGCCCCCUCCACAGACCACCGUCACCAGGGGCCGCACGCCGCCAAACCUGCUCAACAGCGGGCCCUACCCGCGCCCCUCCAGCAGCAGCAUGAUGUCAUCCCCCGACUGGCCCGGCAACGGGGCGCGGCUACGGCAACAGUCGUCAUCAUCAAAAGGAGACAGCCCAGAGAGCAAGCAGAGAGCCCAGCACAAACAGGCCCCCUCCCCAGUGAAGCCCAAUGCACUGGACCGUACGGCUGCCUGGCUGUUGAAUAUGAAUGUUCAGUAUGUAGACCAUGAGGGGAUGGACCCCGAGUUCAGAAACAGAGAGGAUCUCACUCAGGCCGAGAAGUACCAGCAGGAGAUUGUGGUCCUCCAGGAGAAGCUGCGUGUGUCGGUCCAGAAGCUGGAGGAGUAUGAGGCUCGUCUGAAGGGUCAGGACGACGGUGCUCAAAAGGUGCUAAUGGAGUACCAGGCACGGCUGGAGGAGUCUGAGGAACGCCUGAGAAGACAGCAGGAUGACAAGGACCUCCAGAUGAAGGGUAUUAUAAGCAGGUUAAUGUCGGUGGAAGAGGAGCUAAAAAAAGAUCACAAUGACAUGCAGGCUGUGGUUGACUCCAAACAGAAGAUCAUUGAUGCACAGGAGAAACGUAUAGCGUCCCUGGACACGGCCAACGCCCGUCUGAUGAGUGCCCUGACCCAGCUGAAGGAGCGCUACAGCAUGCAGACCCGUAACGGCAUCUCCCCCACCAACCCCACCAAGCUCCAGAUCACUGAGAAUGGAGAGUUCAGGAACAGCAGCAACUGCUAGAGGCAGAGAGAAAGAGUGUGUGUGUGUGUGUGUGUGUGUGUGUGUGUGUGUGUGUGUGUGUGUGUGUGUGUGUGUGUGUGUGUGUGUGUGUGUGUGUGUGUGUGUGUGUGUGUGUGUGUGUGUGUGUGUGUGUGUGUGUGUGUGUGUGUGUGUGUGUGUGUGUGUGUGUGUGUUUGCUGGUGCUUGUAGAGGACACUUCCUUAUAUGGACACUACAUGGUGAGGAGACCACUGCCAGGGGCCAAGCGAGGAGGCGGGUCUUCAGUUUGACAGACAGCAGACCAGGAAAGAGACAGCGAAUCAAUGGACAGAGCUAAACACCAGAUGGGCCCUGCAGAGGAGAAGCCGGGACAAGCUGUAGACAUGAACUGAACUCUCCGUCAAUCAAUCGACUUGGAUGUUUCCAUUGGAUGUAUGCAGUUGCUGGGACAAUUUCAGACUCUCUUCCCUAAAGCUUGGGUCAAACCACUAUAUAAUCAACACAUUGUCUGUCAGAUAGUCACCGAAAACCUCUUUACUCUCCUCUUCUCUUCUUCUCUGUUCUCUGUUCCUCUCCUCUUUUCUCUUCUCUGUUUUCCUCUCCUUUCCUGACCUCCUCUCUUCUUCUCUCUGCUAGGAACAGGUUAUGUGGACCUUGUACGAAACAAUAACAAAAACAAUGGUUUAUUUAGAUCUUAUCUCAUUCUUUUAAAAACCAAAUAGGAGCUUUGAAAUAUUUUUUGUCCAAACUGAUCUUUAUUUUUAAGUCCCUGAGUGUGUUCCAAAGUGCCCCACUAUCCCCUACCCCCAUGUCCCCUACAUAGUGCACUUUGUGAAAGUCAUUGGUACAUGAAACGCCUUAAGUAAGGAACACACCUCUACUUUGUCCUUCAGCCCCCUUCUUCCUGCCAUAAAAGGCACAACUUAUAAUACUGUGGAUUUGUAAAGGAAUACAUAUACUGUAUAAAUACAUCACGUAAUGUAUUAUAAACCCUAAAUAAUGAACUAUAUGUGAGACUAUAUUAAUGAUAUUUAAUAUAGAUGUAUGCAUAUUUAUUUUUUUCCUCUAUAAAGUAUACAUGAGAUAUAGUUAUAUUUGAAAGACUGCAGCUAUAUACGUGUAUUAUAGGGCAUAGGGGGAGAGACUGCAGCUAUACUGUGAGUAGCACCAUCAACAGAUUAAAUAGUUAGAAUGCUAUUUUAUUUCUUCUAAACCUUUAGUUUAUCCAGGUUUUCUGGACAGACCUGGUUGGGUCGAGGUUUGCUUUAGUGCUUCAUCAUUCAUGUUGAAUCAACGUUGAAUCAAUGUUGUAUGUUGGUUGUAUGUCCCUCUGCAUUUGGAGCUAUAGGACUGGCUCAUUGUAAUGGCUUGAAUGGAAUGAAUGGUCAAACAUGGUAACCACAUGGCAACCACAUGUUUGACUCCAUUCCAAAACUCCAUUCCAGCCAUUGCAAUGAGCCUGUCCUCCUAUAGCUCCUCCCACCAGCCAUGGUUGGUCUCAUAGCCCCUGUAGUACAAGGAGAGAGAGAGUUGUGUUGUUUAACACAACAUUAUACUAUACACUGGACUGGUGUCGGUCACGUGACCUCACAGAUUAGAAUAUUACUUUUUCUUAAAACUCUUAAGUAAGAAUGUUACUCUUAAAACUCCUGUUUGUAAAUUAAUGUCAAUGAAGCAUGCUGCAUCGAGACUGUGACCUCCCACUUCGCUUUCAAGCAUCUCUCUCUCCUCUAUUUUUCUCCCCUUCUCCUUCAUUCCCUCUCUCCCUCUCUCUCUCUCUCUCCUCUAUUUUUCUCCCCUUCUCCUUCAUUCCAUCUCUCCCUCUCUCUCUCUCUCUCCUC
Molecule: messenger RNA, 5784 nt
Organism: Oncorhynchus gorbuscha (pink salmon)
Lineage: Eukaryota; Metazoa; Chordata; Actinopteri; Salmoniformes; Salmonidae
Product: disabled homolog 2-interacting protein-like
Biological process (GO): regulation of GTPase activity
Source: RefSeq, a predicted model, not a curated record